Molecule: messenger RNA, 3268 nt
Organism: Hemibagrus wyckioides
Lineage: Eukaryota; Metazoa; Chordata; Actinopteri; Siluriformes; Bagridae
Gene: actr2a
Product: actin related protein 2a
Exons: 9
Coding region: 111-1295 (394 amino acids)
Biological process (GO): Arp2/3 complex-mediated actin nucleation
Cellular component (GO): actin cortical patch; Arp2/3 protein complex
Molecular function (GO): actin filament binding
Source: RefSeq, a predicted model, not a curated record
UUUCCCGGGCGGUUGUUGAAUACGGAAGUGGGGCUGGGCGGCGCUUCCGCCUGUGCUGGGGAAAGUUGGGGCUGCCAGAUCAGGGCGGAUUCUCGGAUUUUGACCAGAAGAUGGACAGUCAGGGGAGGAAAGUGGUGGUGUGUGAUAACGGCACCGGGUUUGUGAAGUGUGGAUAUGCCGGCUCAAAUUUCCCUGAGCACAUCUUCCCUGCGCUGGUGGGGCGACCCAUCAUCCGCUCCACAGCCAAAGUGGGCAACAUCGAGAUCAAGGACUUGAUGGUGGGGGACGAAGCGAGUGAGCUGCGCUCCAUGCUGGAGGUCAACUACCCGAUGGAGAACGGCAUUGUGCGCAACUGGGAUGACAUGAAGCAUCUGUGGGACUACACUUUCGGGCCCGAGAAGCUCAACAUCGACUCGCGCAACUGCAAGAUCCUGCUCACCGAGCCUCCGAUGAACCCCACCAAGAACCGAGAGAAGAUCAUCGAGGUGAUGUUCGAGACGUACCAGUUCUCUGGCGUUUACAUCGCCAUCCAGGCCGUGCUCACACUCUACGCUCAAGGCCUGCUCACUGGUGUGGUUGUAGACUCUGGGGAUGGUGUGACUCACAUCUGUCCCGUGUACGAGGGCUUCUCUCUUCCCCACCUCACACGACGACUGGACAUUGCCGGGCGAGACAUCACACGCUACCUCAUCAAGCUUCUGUUGCUAAGAGGUUACGCCUUCAACCACUCGGCUGACUUUGAGACGGUCAGGAUGAUGAAGGAGAAGCUGUGCUACGUGGGAUACAACAUUGAACAGGAGCAGAAACUUGCGCUGGAGACCACCGUGCUGGUCGAGUCCUACACUCUGCCAGACGGCAGGGUGAUAAAGGUCGGAGGUGAGCGUUUCGAGGCUCCUGAGGCUCUCUUCCAGCCGCACUUGAUUAACGUGGAGGGGGUGGGCGUGGCCGAGCUGCUCUUCAACACCAUCCAAGCAGCUGAUAUUGACACCAGAGCUGAGUUCUAUAAGCACAUUGUGUUGUCCGGCGGUUCGACGAUGUAUCCUGGUCUUCCGUCCCGUCUGGAGCGCGAGCUCAAGCAGCUUUACCUGGAGAGAGUGCUCAAAGGAGAUGUGGACAAACUCUCUAAAUUUAAGAUCCGUAUCGAGGACCCCCCUCGCCGUAAGCACAUGGUGUUUCUGGGCGGAGCCGUGCUCGCUGACAUCAUGAAAGAUAAGGAUAAUUUCUGGCUGACCAGAGAGGAGUAUCAGGAGAAGGGCAUGCGAGUGCUGGAGAAACUCGGCGUGACCGUCAGAUAAACCCCACACACACACACACACACACACACACACACACACACACACUUUCAUACAGGGUGGUAUUUUGGCAGUGUAUAAAUGGGGAAAAAUCAGCAGUUCUACCUGAUUGUAAUAAUAAUAAUGAUAAUAAUAAUAACGAUGAUAAUACUUGAAUUUUGCAGUUGCAACGUAAAAAUAUCAUCGUCUUAUUGGUGCAGCCUUCUGACCACGAUGUGGACUUUAAAGCUCUGAUGAAGGGAGAAAAAAGAAGCGUGAAGUCAAAUCCUUACACAUUAAAGUACUUGUUUAUGCUGCCAAAAUUAAUCCUAGGAUAGAGCGUCUCUCUCUCUCUCUCUCUCUCUCUCUCUCUCUCUGUCUCUGUCUCUCUCUCUCUCUCUCUUUCUCUCUGUCUUCACGUCUUUCACAUUUUGUUGCCUAUCAUUUUGAAGGACGUAAAGCUUACUCACACGGUGUAAAAGAGAUUAAAAACGUGUUAAAUAAACUGGGUUAAACGAACGAACAAAUCGCCUGGUGGGAUCCAGACAAGAACAAUGAAACAGUAUGGACUGUAAGAUGUUUAAAGGGGCCGUCUGUAAUUUUUCCCAAGCACUAGACCUCUAAUCAUGCCAAUUUAAACAGAAAUCUACGCUAUUUCGUAUCUAUCUAUCUAUCUAUCUAUAUAUAUAUAUAUAUAUAUAUAUAUAUAUAUAAUAUGUGCAAUUUUGGAUUCCCCCCCAAUUUCCCCUUAAUUUCAGAUUAAUGUUUUCUUUUUCUGGCCCUGAAAUGAUCUCCCAGGCAGUGCUGUUUUUUUCUGGCCCUGAAAUGAUCUCUCAGGCAGUGCUGGUUUUCUCAGCUGCCACUUUUAUCAUGAAACUCAACAAGACAUUUUAAACACAGUGGAGGUGUUUUUAAAAAAAAAAAAAAGAAAAAAGUACAAACUGCCCCUUUAAAGCCAACAGGAUCAAACGUUAAAAUUCCUUGCUUUUUAAAAUGUGUUGCUGUCUUUUUCUAUUAUUUUUAUUAUUUGUUCGUUUUUUUUUUUUGUUCGUUUUUUUAUUUGCUUGCCAGAACCGCACUCGCUAUUCUACAACACAUUCUCGUCCACCAGAGGGCGCCAAAGCGAACAAAUACAUUCAGGCGUAUUAGCGGCGUCGUUUAGAGCGUAGUAUAGCAUAAGAGUCGUGAAAAUAAAUUAGAAUCGUGUUCCAUCCAUCAGGACCAAAUAACCGUCAUUCCCACGUCCUGGUACUGGACCUUUUUGAGAAGAUAGCUUAAAUUAAACAUAAAAUAAAAUAAAUAAAUAAAUAAAUAAAUAAGACAUUCCCUCUAAAGUUCACAUAUGCUAAUACAGCAAAGGAGGGGUGAAUUCUAGCAUUCCGAACAUUUCGCUCAUGGCCUGCAGGAUUAGCAUUGUUUUUUUUGUUUUGUUUCUGUUUGUCCCCCACACUGAGCUGUCCCCCUUUUUAGCACCCUCCUCACCAUCGUAUCACUUCCACCCCAGUUUUAUCGUCAAGUGCGCUUUCUAUUUUAAUACGGUUCACAUAUUUUCUCUUAUACGGGUGGGUCUGGGGUGUUAGCGCAACUCGCGUACACAAGCAGGUUUUGUGCGUUAUAUAUAUAUAUAUAUAUAUAUGUAUAUCAAACUAAACAAAAACCAGUAGCAUACAGGGCUAAUUUAAUUAAAAAAACGAUGCUAAUUAGGCUAGCUGUGUUGCUGUGCGGUGUGUUGGCGGUUAUAUUAGCGGCAGCUCUCCUCACGUUUAAAACGGCUAACCGAGGAGCUAGCGUCGACGGAUGCGUCGAUCCAUAGCAGAAACACACGGUGUGCGGAAAUGCGGCUACUUCUGGAAAAAAACGUCAACAAAAUUCAUGAGAUUUAACACUGGUUUAUUUUAAUUUUAUUUUAUUUUUUUUUCGAUAAAAACUAAAUCUUGUUUCGAAAAAUCAUGAAGGAUUUAUUUUUUUUCUUUCUUUCUGUUCAGUUUUUUUUUUUU